Molecule: messenger RNA, 786 nt
Organism: Epinephelus moara (kelp grouper)
Lineage: Eukaryota; Metazoa; Chordata; Actinopteri; Perciformes; Serranidae
Gene: lamtor5
Product: late endosomal/lysosomal adaptor, MAPK and MTOR activator 5
Exons: 4
Coding region: 123-398 (91 amino acids)
Biological process (GO): positive regulation of TORC1 signaling; cellular response to amino acid stimulus
Cellular component (GO): lysosome; Ragulator complex; cytoplasm
Molecular function (GO): guanyl-nucleotide exchange factor activity
Source: RefSeq, a predicted model, not a curated record
UGUUCCUUAGUGCACGUGACGGUCAGCUGACUCCAGCCGGAAGCUUGGAGGAAGUAGACAACCAAAACAACAUAUCUUAAUAUACAAAACUCGAGUUUUGCGGUUAUUUAGGGUUAGUAAAAAUGGAGUCGACCCUUGAACAGCAUCUCGACGAUACCAUGAAGAAUCCAGCAGUUGUCGGUGUGCUCUGCACGGACCAGCAAGGACACAACCUCGGCUGCCGCGGCUCCCUGUCUGAUGAACAUGGCGGUGUUGUGUCAGUUCUGUCCAAACAAGCUGCAGCUCUCACCAAAGACCCAACAGACAGCCCGACUGUGUGCCUGGAGUCUGAGUCAGGAAACAUUCUGGUGAGGAGUCACGGGACCAUCACAGUAGCCGUUCACAAGAUCGCAUCAUGAAGACGACACGGAGGAGUUUUACUGUAAAGAAAUGUACAUGUAACCAGACACAGAGUGUAAUCACACACUGUAAAUGAACUUUGAGAAACAUCUUCAGUUUGCGAGAGCAAUCUGGAGUUUGUGUGUUUGCUGUAUGAAUCAAUUAUUUAAACCAGAGCCGGCUUUCUCAUUUUCUAAAACCUGGGGUGAGAUUGUUUUCUUUUAAAUAGACAUAAAUAUACACCAAUCUGUCAGGAAUGCUAUUUUAUUGAUGUCAUGGACGAAUUAGGCACUGUAUCAUGUUAGUGUCAAUCAUGUCAAAGCUUUGUGUGUCUUUUUGUUAACACUCUUUAAUCCAAGGCAGUCAUGCACAGAAAAACAACCCUUAAUAAACUUUAACUUGACUUUG